Tigriopus californicus is the source of this 981-nucleotide messenger RNA. RefSeq lists its product as uncharacterized. Lineage: Eukaryota; Metazoa; Arthropoda; Copepoda; Harpacticoida; Harpacticidae. The transcript has 10 exons. The coding region runs from base 103 to 981 and encodes 292 amino acids. The record is from RefSeq and is a predicted model, not a curated record.
GAAGAUCUGAAGCCUGAAUUUCGACUUAAGGUUGCCGAGUGGGAAGUGCGGAAGGCACUUGCCGGAUUGGGUACCACAAAUAUUGAAGAAAUCCGCAAAUUGAUGCCAGAUGAUUUCAACAAAAAGCUUCAACAAUGGGAGACCAAAAAACAAGCAUCUUGUGGACCGAGUCUAGCCGAAGUGGGCUCAAAAAGCUCGAGGUCACCCAAAAGCCAGAACAAGAAGAGUGGAAACGAUGCCAUGAAAAGGAACACAGUCGAUUCAGAUGGAGAUGGAGAUUUGCCUUGGAUUGAAAGAGAACUCCGAAAGAUCCAACGAGAGCAGGAAAACCUUGAUCUCGACCGAGCCAAGUUGCAAAAAAUGCGUCAAGCUAUCAAGAAACCGGAACCGUGGCGAGAAAUAACCGUGAAGACUUCCACUGGAGAGGAGUUCAGGUUUGGAGGAAUAUCAGAAACAUUUACGAGAAAGCUGUACGAGUGGGAGCAGAGAAAAAAGAUCCCUCUUGAGUGUUCAUCGUUAGCAUUGCUUGGCUCUGAAUCGGCAUGCAAAAUAAUCAGCGACUCCAACACAACUCUACCAUCCCAAGGGCUCCCAAGAUCGAAAUCCGAUGGAAGUCUGGUGGACAGUUGUUCCACCAAAACAGCGGAGGAAGCCGAGGGAUUCAAAGAUGAUGAAAUCGUCCUACCCAAGCAAUUGAAAUGUCAUUCGAGAUUUUCGGUUGAUAACGGAGGAGUGGUUUUGGAGAAUCUGUGUCAUUUGCCAAUUCGUCUUCAAACUUCGGAACAUUCAACAAGUACUCCAAUGAUCUCGAGAAAGUGCUUAUUGCGGCUUCAAAUUCCUGCCAAGAAAUUGACAAACCAGAUUGAAGUGCUUUUAGCCCAAGAGGAAUCACCUAAUGAGGGGGUGAGGGUGCCAAGCACUUUUUUUGAAACUAUUCGUCAAUNAAAUCAUACAACCUCACCUGUUCACGAAAACUAUUAA